CGCCGCUCCGCCCCGCGCGCGCCAUGGCGCUGUCCCAGCCCGGGCCGCGGCAGCCCGAGGAGCCGGCGGCGCACCGCCGGCAGCAGCUGCAGGAGUCCACUUCGUUGGACCCCGCCGAGCCCCGUUCGCCCCAUCAAGAGUCCUCCUCGCCGGGCCCCGCCGAGCCCCGUUCGCCCCAUCAAGAGUCCUCUUCGCCGGGCCCCGCCGAGCCCCGUUCGCCCCAUCCCCAGGAGUCUUCCUCGCCGGGCUCCGCCGAGCCCCGUUCGCCCCAUCAGGAGUCUUCCUCGCCGGGCCCCGCCGAGCCCCGUUCGCCCCAUCAGGAGUCUUCCUCGCCGGGCCCCGCCGAGCCCCGUUCGCCCCCGCAGGAGUUGCUCCCGGCGGGCUCCGCCGAGCCCCGUUCGCCCCCUCAGGAGUCGCCCCCGGCGGGCCCCGCCGAGCCCCGUUCGCCCCAUCAGGAGUCUUCCUCGCCGGGCCCCGCCGAGCCCCGUUCGCCCCAUCAGGAGUCUUCCCCGCGGGCCCCGCCGAGCCCCGUUCGCCCCCGCAGGAGUUGCUCCCGGCGGGCUCCGCCGAGCCCCGUUCGCCCCCUCAGGAGUCGCCCCCGGCGGGCCCCGCCGAGCCCCGUUCGCCCCCUCAGGAGUCACCCCCGGCGGGCCCCGCCGAACCCCGUUCGCCCCAUGAGGAGUCACCCCCGGAGGUCCCGCCGAGCCCCGUUCGCCCCCGCAGGAGUCCUGCGGGUGGUGCUGGCGCCGCUGCCCGCGGCGGCCUGGCCGCGGCCCCAGAAGCGGCUGCUGAGCGCCCGCUCCCCGGCCGGCAAGAGGCUGUGCCUGGAGCCUGACAGCGGCCCCGGAGCCGCCCCCGGCUCCCCGCCCGGGCCCAGCUCGGCUGCCCGCGGCCAGGACGGGCUGCGGGAUGUGGACAGCGACGGCAGCGACGGGGGAGACACGGCUCCGGAUGGAUACUCCCACCUAUCAGCCUAUGAAAGGAAAAGGCUAAAGAACAUCAGAGAAAAUGCUAAAUUCUUUGCUGCUCUAAAGCUGCAUGAGUCGGCUGCAAGACUUAACCAACUUACCACUACAAGGCAAUCUCGGGUCACUAAAAGGGCCAAGCCUAAGAAGGUGGAGGAUGAGCCCGCACGGCGGCGAUCCAUGCGCCUGCUCAGGGAGCCACCACUGGACGUUCCCUUGCUGGAGACAUUUGCCCGGCCAGAAGCAGAGGAAUAUCCUCAGGUUCCCGUUGGACCUUUGCCCAUGGUUCCAGAGGAUCAGGCAGAGAGCAGUAAAUGGACAGAGGCCUUACUGAACACGUGGAUGAGGAUAAGUGAGGUGAAAGUGGAAGAUGCUGAGCGGGGCACGCCUGACAUAAAGAGGUACCAGGAGAGCCUGAGCAGCAUGGUGCUGAGAGAGGAGAACAUCAGGAAGGUGGUGAAAUCCCGGGUGUGUUCCAUGGCCAUCCACCCCUCCGAGAGCACCAUCCUUGUGGCAGCUGGAGACAAGCUGGGGCAUGUUGGCCUCUGGAACGUGAGCUGCGGGACAGAGGAAGGAGCCCACACCUUCAUCCCCCACAACUUCAAUGUCAACUGCAUGCACUUCUCUCCCUGCAACCCUGCUCACCUGCUGUCCCUCAGCAAUGACACUCUGCGCUUUGGCGAUGUCACCAGGGCUGUCUUUGAUGAGAUCUGCAGGAGUGAGGAAGACCUGUCCUGCUUUGACUUCCUGGAAGAGAAUGCCUGUACUGCCAUAGUGAGUCGCUGGGACGGGCCCGUGGCUGUUGUGGACAGACGGACGCCGGGGGUGUCCUCGGAGCUCUGUGUGGACAUUGGCUUCAGGAGGACACGCACAGUCCACGUGCACCCCGUGAACAAACAGUAUUUCCUGGCUGCUGGCUCCACGGAUGUUUGUGUUUUUGAUGUUCGGUACCUUCGGAACACCAAGGAGAACAAGCCCCUGAGCUCUCUGACAGGACACACCAAAAGUGUGGCCUCGGCCUAUUUCUCACCUGUCACUGGCAGCAGGGUGGUGACAGUGUGUGCUGAUGACUGGCUGAGGGUCUACGACACAACGUCCUUGUCAUCCACUGUCACAUUGCUCAGCUCCAUCAGGCACAACAACAACACAGGCCGCUGGCUGACCCGCUUCAGGGCCAUCUGGGACCCCAAGCAGGAGCACUGCUUCCUGGUGGGCAGCAUGGCCCAGCCCAGGCGGAUCGAGGUCUUCCAGGACACCGGGAAGUUGUUGCACUCCUUCUACAACGUGGACUGCCUCAGCUCCGUGUGCUCCAUCAACGUCGUGCACCCCAGCCAGAGCAUCCUGGUGGGAGGCAACUCCAGUGGCCGCCUCCAUGUGUUCAAAUAGAAGUGCCUUAGAUCUUUAUUUUUUACCUCCCUGCACUGACUUCGCUUAUUCUGUAUUAAGCAGUUCCGAAGCUGGCUGUUGUUUCUCAGGACAGAAAUGUACUUUGAAAGUCUUAAAAUAAAUAGUUUAA
Molecule: messenger RNA, 2481 nt
Organism: Camarhynchus parvulus
Lineage: Eukaryota; Metazoa; Chordata; Aves; Passeriformes; Thraupidae
Gene: WDR76
Product: WD repeat domain 76
Exons: 14
Coding region: 24-2351 (775 amino acids)
Biological process (GO): regulation of DNA damage checkpoint
Cellular component (GO): nucleus
Molecular function (GO): protein binding; DNA binding
Source: RefSeq, a predicted model, not a curated record